This is a messenger RNA of Solea senegalensis (Senegalese sole), 450 nucleotides long. RefSeq names its product histone H2B. The record is from RefSeq and is a predicted model, not a curated record. Gene Ontology annotation, cellular component: nucleosome. The transcript has a single exon. Lineage: Eukaryota; Metazoa; Chordata; Actinopteri; Pleuronectiformes; Soleidae. Bases 10 to 384 code for a protein of 124 amino acids. Gene Ontology annotation, molecular function: protein heterodimerization activity; structural constituent of chromatin; DNA binding.
ACUGUCAGGAUGCCUGAACCCGCCAAGUCCGCGCCCAAGAAGGGCUCCAAGAAAGCCGUGACUAAGACCGCCGGCAAAGGAGGCAAGAAGAGGAGAAAGAGCAGGAAGGAGAGCUACGCCAUCUACGUGUACAAGGUGCUCAAGCAGGUCCACCCCGACACUGGCAUCUCGUCCAAGGCCAUGGGCAUCAUGAACUCCUUCGUCAACGACAUCUUCGAGCGCAUCGCCGGUGAGGCGUCUCGCCUGGCUCACUACAACAAGCGCUCCACCAUCACCUCCAGGGAGAUUCAGACCGCCGUGCGUCUCCUGCUGCCCGGUGAGCUGGCCAAGCACGCCGUGUCCGAGGGAACCAAGGCCGUCACCAAGUACACCAGCUCCAAGUAAACACACUGCUCAGACUGGAACCACCUCAUCGACCCAACGGCUCUUUUAAGAGCCACACACUUUAUC